Molecule: messenger RNA, 1389 nt
Organism: Cryptococcus wingfieldii CBS 7118
Lineage: Eukaryota; Fungi; Basidiomycota; Tremellomycetes; Tremellales; Cryptococcaceae
Exons: 6
Coding region: 1-1389 (462 amino acids)
Biological process (GO): dolichol-linked oligosaccharide biosynthetic process
Molecular function (GO): dolichyl pyrophosphate Glc2Man9GlcNAc2 alpha-1,2-glucosyltransferase activity
Source: RefSeq, a predicted model, not a curated record
AUGUCGACAGUCCGCAUCCACUCUGUUGUCGACCUUCUUUUCAAUAAUGGUAUCGCCAACCCCUUUGUUCAGUUUGCCGUGAACUACUCCAAAAUCUAUCCUCGAAGACUAUAUCCCAUCUUCAUCGCCGUGCAAUUGGGAACGUUUGCCCUAGUGCGAUAUCAACACUCAGAGAUAUACCAUUCUGAACUGCAUCAUAUCGAUCAGAUACAACGUUAUGCGAACGGUGAUUGGGAGUAUCACCACCCGGACAUCACAUCCCCAACUCUUUGGCAUGGGAUGAUCGCUGCCCCCUCCUACAUCUUGAACAUAACCCCAGGCCUCCACUCGCUGCGCCUCUUCAGUCUCAUCCAAACCCUCAUCUUCCCCGCCCUCCUCACCUUGCUUACUUUGCCUCCCUCUCCCUCUUCCCCGCAUGCUUCAAACUCUUCCCGCUUUUUGCAUGCUCUUCGGAACCCUUCAGAAUACGCCCUCGUCAUCUCCUUCAAUCCGCUUCUGGUGCAGGUACAUCACAAAGUCGAUCCUGGAAUUACCGCCCUUCUCUGUCUAGUGCUAUCCUGGGGUCUCUUGCGCAAAAAGAAAACUUGGGCGGCCGGGGUGUUUGGGACUGUGGUGGGAGUGUUGAGUGUGCCAGGCAUGAUUUGGAUGGUCUUCCUGGCGGGGUAUCGUGUAUGGGAAACGAGACGUGACUUUACUGGUAUCGUCAGAAAAAGUGCACUAUCGUGGCUCUUUGCUAUCUGCGUCUGGGCUCUUGCUUGGACUCUUCCCUCGAUCCCUUUCAUCAGAUACGACACACCAGGAUCCCAGAAACUCCAAAAAAUAGCUCUCCUCCGCUACAUCAUGAUGCCUUUUGUGGAUACCUACUUCACUUACCUAUUCUUGAACCAAAGCCCAUUCUUCUUUUCCUAUCUCCUCACCACCGCCUUCUCCUCCUGUUUCCCAUCGUCCCCUUUAUCCACUGCGUCCUGGUCAGGUAUCACCGAGAGCGACAAGCUGUUAGUAGUCUUCGUCCUGAGAUUAUUCCUCUUCUCUGAACAGCUCAAGGAAGAAGCUAUCGAAGACGACGUGACCUCUCGCUUGACGCAAGACGAAAAUUAUCUUUCGCAUCUGGAUUCGACUCCGAUAGAAGGCGGUGAAGAUGGGGAAGGUAGAGCUGCCAGGAUCGUAGCGCGAACGCCUUGGGGGCGACCUUUAGGCGAAGAGGAAGUAAUUUACACUACCCGCUGUUCCCCUUUUCCCAUCGCCCCCGACGGUAGAGAGCGGACGCUGACCGUGAGUGAGGAAGCCAGGCAGCGGAAUGAAGCUACUGGCAGAGUCAAGCAUGCUGGAAAGAUUGAGGUGGGGUGGGAUCUUUUCUUCAUUGGGGGGUUGGUUUUUAUGGGUCUUUGA